UUCUGGGGUCAAAAAAACCUUCAAAUGCAGACUGUGAUAUUAGCUCCGAGGAAGUGCAUGUUAGUGAAGUGAUCAAGUUGCAUGUGAUUUGUUGUAAGUGCGUGAAAAACAAAAGUUUGUUAAAAGAGUUCUUAGUAUUGUUGUCCUAAACAGAAGGAAUUUGGAAAAUUGUCGAAGUGCGAUUAACAAAAAUUUGAUUAGCAAAUAGUUUUGAGGUUGAAACUUAUAAUAGAUUCGAAAAUCAUGCAAUCACCUUACAAGACAAGAGAGCAGAUUGAUGCAGAUAACAUCGAAACGAUCGUCGACGAGCAAUUGGAAAGAAUACACCAGUUCAAAAGAAAAAUUGUUGAUGCUUUUGAAAAUGUUGAUUCAACUCAAAAUAACAACUCGAAAAGACUCAAACGGGAUUUGCAACAGGUGGAAGAAAUUAUCCAGCACAUCAACGUACCAGAAGAUGAUGCACUAACGGUGGAAAUGUUUGAUCGAGGAGAGUCAUCUCGGCAAAGGAACUCAUUUGAAGAUGGUCAUUUAAUCAUCAUUAACGGUGAAGAGGAAAUCAUAUUCAGAAGGACAAUGGAAAAAUUCAAUAAACUUCUAGAACGUUUGGCAAAUUCGAAAGAAUAUUACCAGAAGGAGAGAGAGCAGUACGCAUCUAAUGCUCAGCAAGAGGCUAAGGAAGAGUAUCGGCAAUUCUUGACUAGUGUUGGCAAAGGACUAGUAAACAUUGGCCAAAUUCUCAUUCAUAAGCCUGAAUGAACAUUUCCCGCGUUUCUACUGAUAAUAUUUUAACGUCUCCCCCUAGACAACAAUCUUGGAUCUUCAUCUCAAAAUUUCGACAAACUAUACACCAGAGCUAACAAUAGUUCAAUUAUGUAAAGCCAAAAUCCAAAAGACCUUUAAGAUCACUUCAAGAUACUUUUACAUAGCAGCACGCAAUUGUGUUAAAAGACGAACUGAAAAAUAUGAGGAUGUUGUAAUUUGGAAAUUGGCCAAAAUUGCAGGCUCAUUAUUCUGGUUAAUUGUAGGGCUCUCCACCUAAAAUAGAUUGCGUGAUAUGACGGAAGCGAAUAGUUACAGUUGUGGGUUUUCUUUUGUCUUUGAGUUCCUGCUUGGUUGUCGUGCCUUUUAAGAUUUUAGCGUGUAGAAAAUAAUAUGAAGUAACGGCAUCCAUCUUGUUUGUAGUGUUAAUUGUAGUUUACUUUUUUGUAAACAUUUUGUCAUAGCAGAAAUCCGAGAAUUAAACUCACAUUUUGCAUGUAGUCCGGUUAUUUGCUUGUAUGUCGUGACUCCUAAAUGAUUUUAAUUAUGAUUAUUAGUACAUUUGUAUAAAAUAUUCGCGCUUGCAGAUGAUUUUCAGAACCUUACUCAAGCAAAUCAGCCAAACCCACAAAAAUAGUUUUCCUAGAUUUUGUAUUCCGAAUACCACACUUAGUUAUUAAUUUAUCUUCCAGUUGUGGUCUGUCGUAAAUGAAUACCUUUCAGAUACAUCAAAUACUUUUCUGAAAUAUAAUAUAUUUUUCUCCUUCAAGAUACAUUCCUAUACGUCUAGAGUAAAUUUAUACCCGUACAAUUACCAAACAAAUCAUUCCUAUUGAAACCUAUCUCAGAAUCGACCUGUAAUUUCCAUUCCCACAUAAAAAUUUGAUAUCUUCUCGUCAUCCCGUUGCGGUUAACCAAACUGGCAUCUUUUAUUCAAUGUGUUUUCAAAUUAUUGGCAUUUUACGUAAAUAUAAAACCUUUUAUUACGAAUAACGAUAACUAAUACUACUUACAACUAUAAUAUAACUUAACAAUGGUUGCAAUUUAUUGUUAAUGAAAAUUACGUAAUUUUAUUUCAACUGAAAUAAUGUAUAAGACGUACUUAGAGAAUAUUACAUGAUGAUCUUUGA
Hermetia illucens (black soldier fly) is the source of this 1889-nucleotide messenger RNA. RefSeq lists its product as uncharacterized. The record is from RefSeq and is a predicted model, not a curated record. Lineage: Eukaryota; Metazoa; Arthropoda; Insecta; Diptera; Stratiomyidae. The coding region runs from base 244 to 756 and encodes 170 amino acids. The transcript has 5 exons.